This is a messenger RNA of Rhododendron vialii, 2754 nucleotides long. RefSeq names its product pyrophosphate-energized vacuolar membrane proton pump-like. Gene Ontology annotation, biological process: proton transmembrane transport. The record is from RefSeq and is a predicted model, not a curated record. NCBI's taxonomy places the organism in Eukaryota, Viridiplantae, Streptophyta, Magnoliopsida, Ericales, Ericaceae. Bases 173 to 2473 code for a protein of 766 amino acids. Gene Ontology annotation, molecular function: diphosphate hydrolysis-driven proton transmembrane transporter activity; inorganic diphosphate phosphatase activity. The transcript has 8 exons. Gene Ontology annotation, cellular component: membrane.
CGGAUAUUCCCCAUCCUCACGUACAUAAAUACCCCAUCCCUCAGCGCCCAUACUCUCCCCCCUACUGUGUCACUCUCUCUCUCUCUCUCUCUCUCCCUCCGCCCCUCCGCAUACCGCCGUGUCAGCCAGCAGAAUCUCGACACAUCUAGGGUUCCGUCGAUCUCAUACAACCAUGGGGUCCACGUUAAUGUCAGAUCUGGCGACGGAGAUUCUUAUUCCGCUGUGCGCGGUGGUCGGAAUCGUGUUCUCGCUCGUCCAGUGGCUGUUAGUCUCCCGCGUGAAGCUCACGCCCGACCGCACCGCGUCGGCGCCGUCGAGCAAGAAGAACGGUUACAAUGACUACCUCAUCGAAGAAGAGGAUGGCAUUAAUGACCACAGCGUCGUGGCUAAAUGUGCAGAAAUACAGAAUGCUAUUUCUGAAGGUGCAACAUCUUUUCUGUUUACUGAGUAUCAGUAUGUGGGCGUUUUCAUGGUUGCUUUUGCAAUUUUGAUUUUCCUUUUCUUGGGCUCUGUUGAGAGCUUUAGCACAGAAAGCCAACCCUGCACCUAUAAUCAGCAUAAGACGUGCAAGCCAGCACUUGCCACUGCCAUAUUCAGCACCAUCUCCUUCUUACUCGGUGCUGUCACCUCUGUCGUGUCUGGUUUCCUUGGCAUGAAAAUUGCAACCUAUGCGAAUGCGAGGACAACCUUAGAAGCAAGAAAAGGUGUUGGAAAAGCUUUUAUCACUGCAUUUAGAUCUGGUGCAGUUAUGGGUUUUCUUCUUGCUGCUAAUGGCCUCUUGGUCCUGUAUAUUGUCAUCAAUCUCUUCAAGCUCUAUUAUGGUGAUGACUGGGAAGGUCUUUUUGAGGCAAUUACUGGUUAUGGACUGGGUGGGUCCUCCAUGGCUCUCUUUGGGAGAGUUGGUGGAGGUAUCUACACUAAGGCUGCUGAUGUUGGUGCUGAUCUUGUUGGGAAGGUGGAAAGGAACAUUCCAGAAGAUGAUCCAAGGAACCCAGCUGUAAUUGCAGACAAUGUUGGUGAUAACGUGGGAGAUAUUGCUGGCAUGGGGUCUGAUCUAUUUGGUUCAUACGCCGAAUCAUCUUGUGCUGCGCUUGUUGUGGCCUCUAUCUCCUCCUUUGGAAUCAACCAUGAGUUCACGGCAAUGUGUUAUCCCUUGCUAAUUAGUUCUGUGGGCAUCAUUGUUUGUUUGAUCACCACCCUCUUUGCAACUGAUUUCUUCGAAAUCAAGGCUGUCAAGGAGAUUGAACCAGCAUUGAAAAAGCAGCUUAUUAUCUCCACUGUUUUAAUGACUGCUGCAAUUGCAGUAGUCUCUUGGAUUGCACUUCCAUCAUCCUUCACAAUUUACAAUUUUGGUUCCCAGAAAGUUGUGAAGAACUGGCAACUAUUCUUGUGCGUUGGUGUUGGGCUUUGGGCUGGACUUAUUAUUGGGUUUGUGACAGAGUAUUACACCAGCAAUGCAUACAGUCCUGUGCAAGAUGUUGCUGAUUCAUGCCGGACAGGAGCUGCCACUAACGUUAUCUUUGGCCUGGCCUUGGGAUACAAAUCUGUCAUCAUCCCAAUUUUCGCCAUUGCAGUCAGCAUUUUUGUUAGUUUUAGCUUUGCUGCUAUGUAUGGUAUUGCGAUGGCUGCCCUUGGCAUGCUUAGCACCAUUGCUACUGGGUUGGCCAUUGAUGCUUAUGGGCCCAUCAGUGACAAUGCUGGAGGGAUUGCCGAGAUGGCUGGUAUGAGCCACCGAAUCCGUGAGAGAACUGAUGCCCUUGAUGCUGCCGGGAACACCACUGCUGCCAUUGGAAAGGGAUUUGCUAUUGGAUCUGCCGCAUUGGUGUCAUUGGCACUCUUCGGUGCAUUUGUUAGCCGUGCAGGAAUUUCAACAGUUGAUGUUCUCUCACCGAAGGUGUUCAUUGGUUUGAUUGUUGGUGCUAUGCUUCCUUAUUGGUUCUCUGCCAUGACAAUGAAGAGUGUGGGAAGUGCAGCAUUAAAGAUGGUGGAGGAAGUUCGAAGACAGUUUAAUACUAUUCCGGGUCUCAUGGAGGGCACUGCCAAGCCCGAUUAUGCCACCUGUGUCAAGAUCUCCACUGAUGCUUCAAUCAAGGAGAUGAUUCCACCUGGCGCCCUUGUCAUGCUUACACCCCUCAUUGUUGGAACCUUCUUUGGUGUUGAGACGCUCUCUGGCAUUCUUGCUGGCUCCCUUGUUUCUGGCGUCCAGAUAGCAAUAUCUGCAUCCAACACUGGUGGUGCAUGGGACAAUGCCAAGAAGUAUAUUGAGGCCGGUGCCUCAGAACAUGCUAGGACCCUUGGCCCCAAGGGGUCAGAUCCACACAAGGCAGCUGUGAUUGGUGACACGAUCGGUGACCCUCUUAAGGACACAUCAGGCCCGUCACUCAACAUUCUUAUCAAGCUAAUGGCAGUGGAAUCACUUGUGUUUGCUCCCUUCUUUGCCACUCAUGGUGGCCUGCUGUUUAAGAUCUUCUGAGAGGGAGUGGAUGAAAAGAAAUAGAGGCGGGAGGUGGUUCAACUUGUCCCGAGUGGGACAGCUAGUGAAGUAGUGAACAAUAAUUUUUGACGAGCUGAUGAUGAUGAUAAUUGCGAUGGUUACAACAACGAUAAUUGUCAUUGUAGUUAGAUGAGAGUUCGGAGCUUGUUUGUAGUAGUUUCUUUGCACUGUUUUGGAACAGAGUUAUUUAAUUCCCUGUAUUGGCAUCUGUUUCCUUGUAAUGAAGGCAGGAGAGCAAGGACGGAAAGGGUUUCUUAAAA